Messenger RNA from Sinocyclocheilus grahami, 1673 nucleotides. RefSeq names its product protein phosphatase 1 regulatory subunit 14B-like. The record is from RefSeq and is a predicted model, not a curated record. Gene Ontology annotation, molecular function: protein serine/threonine phosphatase inhibitor activity. Gene Ontology annotation, cellular component: cytoplasm. Bases 644 to 1030 code for a protein of 128 amino acids. NCBI's taxonomy places the organism in Eukaryota, Metazoa, Chordata, Actinopteri, Cypriniformes, Cyprinidae. Gene Ontology annotation, biological process: innate immune response; regulation of phosphorylation. The transcript is spliced from 4 exons.
GUAUUUAGCCUGAAGUGAGGGAUGGUGAACUUAUUAGUCAGAGUUAGAGACAGCUAGGGGAGGGAAAGGAAAAGAGAGACAGGCAGAGAGGGAGGGAGAGAAAGGACAUCCGUGGCUCAGAGGGGGGUUACAUACACAUCACUCGGGUGAGGGAAGCAGAGUAGGAAGAGAGAGGAGGGGGAAAGGAACGACAAAAAGAAGGAAAGGACACUACACUGUUUGUUUUCGUUUUUAUUGCUUUGUAUUAGAGGGGGGGAAAUGAACGGAUAAAUCUUUGUAAACGGCUUCCAUCUUUAUUUGAAGGAAAACAGUGGGCCACGAGGAAGACGCUGGAGUUUGAAGUGAUUUGAGCGUUUGUGGCUUACUUUCUAAAGCAAAGGGAGACACGCGGUUUGCAGUCCUGUAAGUGCUUAGCGACUUGAUAUAUUGUGACAAGACCAAGCGGAAAAAACAUCCAAAUAUAGAGGUAACUUUAUAUGACUUUAGAAAUAGUAUUAAGAAGUUGCCAAAUGCCAUUGAGUUCUGCGAGAAGGAAUAAAAAAUAGCUCUGUUAGUGGCCUUUUAAAUCACACUGCUCAGCAAACACGGGGAAGAAAACCUGAUCUACUGUAUCAGCCGGUUAUUCACCGAAUAUUAGCGGACUAUGGCGGCGUUAACAAGUCCAGAAUCGAGCCAGCAAGCUCGCGUUUACUUCCAGACGCCCCCCGGUUCAACCGAAGAAGCCGAGACCCCGGUCCGCAAGCAAGGACGGGUCACAGUAAAAUACGACCGGAAAGAACUGAGAAAGAGACUUAAUUUGGAAGAGUGGAUUAUUGACCAGCUAACGGAUCUCUACGACUGUGAGGAGGAGGCGAUUCCAGAGCUGGAGAUUGAUGUGGAUGAACUGUUGGACAUGGAGAAUGAUGUAGACCGUGCUGCAAGGGUCAAGGAACUGCUGGUAGACUGUUAUAAACCUACUGAAGAGUUUGUAGCUGAAUUGCUGGACAAGAUCCGUGGCAUGCAGAAGCUCAGUACUCCUCAGAAGAAAUGAAGCUUCUCCCACCUCCACCUUUCCUUAACCAAUCUCAUCCCUCCUUUUCCAAUUUUAGGGGCGUGACCUUUCACCCCUGAGCAGGUGCUCAUCCAAUCCCAUUGCCUCUUGCAUCCAUUGGGGAGGAGGUGGAGGCAAAAUGAUGGGAGAUUCAAUCAGAUCUUUAUAAGCAGGGCUUAUUUUUCUAAUUUUGUUGGUUUUAUUUGUAUUAUUUUAUUCUAUUUCACUUUUUUUUGUAAAGGGGGAAACAUUUCAUUGUUUUGAAAUGUUUUAAAAUGUAUUCCAUGUUAGUAUACAUUACUGUGCAUAUUAUCUUUAUGCAUAGAAUGGUUUUAUUUUAUGAAUUUGGAUUGUUGUUAGAAUUUUGUUUUAAUUUGGGUUCAAAGCUCUGUCUCAAUGAACACAUGGACUAAAAAACCUUUUGUGAAACCGUGACAAUACUUGGUUUCAAAUGACAUCAGAAGAGAUUUUUUACCCUCUGUUUUUGAUUCUCCUGUUCCAUGAAUAAGUGUGCAGGAACAUUCAUGAACAUUUUAAUAAAAAAAAAAAAAGGAAAACUAAUAAAGAGAGUGAUUAAAGCGGAUUUAAAGUGAGGGGGUUACUUUGGAUUUGUGGUAUUAACAGAGAAGGGAGCUGUGUGUAG